Messenger RNA from Perkinsus marinus ATCC 50983, 315 nucleotides. RefSeq lists its product as hypothetical. The transcript has 2 exons. Bases 1 to 315 code for a protein of 104 amino acids. Lineage: Eukaryota; Perkinsozoa; Perkinsida; Perkinsidae. The record is from RefSeq and is a predicted model, not a curated record.
AUGGCCAGGAGAGAAAAGGCUCAUCUGGAAGGGGAACUUUCGGCAGUUAAGACGAAUGCAGAGGAGAAACUCGAGCAAGAACAUGUUAAGGGCGAUGAGGCUAUACGAUCGUUAGAAGAGAGAGUGCGGAGAAUGCUGAAGAGGAAGGACGAAGUGAUAGAGGAACUCAAAAUGAAAGUGUCGAAGGGCGAAGCAUUAGCUGAAGAGCUCGAAGGGAUCGUCUCACGACAACGAGAGGAGAUACGAUCAUUGACGAUAUCGGGCAUGGGUCCGAGACUGUCUCGUAAAGUGAAACCAUUACAUGUGCCUAAGUGA